Molecule: messenger RNA, 590 nt
Organism: Tripterygium wilfordii
Lineage: Eukaryota; Viridiplantae; Streptophyta; Magnoliopsida; Celastrales; Celastraceae
Exons: 1
Coding region: 87-515 (142 amino acids)
Source: RefSeq, a predicted model, not a curated record
UCAAAGUGAAAACGGGAAAGAAAAAACACAACAGACAGUUUGAAACCUGAAAGAAACAGAGAGACUCGCUCGAUCAAAAGACAAAAAUGGGUAAUAGCUUAAGGUGCUGUUUGGCUUGUGUUCUUCCUUGUGGAGCUCUAGACUUGAUCCGAAUAGUCCACUUGAAUGGCCACGUUGAGGAGAUUACAGGUCCGGUCACAGCCGCCGAGAUCCUCAAUGCCAAUCCCAAUCACGUCCUCAGCAAACCAUGCUCGCAGGGCCAAUUGCGUAAAAUACUAAUCCUCUCACCGGAGUCAGAGCUCAAGCGAGGCAGCAUAUACUUCUUGAUUCCGUCUUCUUCGUUGCCGGAGAAGAAGAAGUCCUCCUCCUCCAAGAAGAGCAAAAAAUGUAACCACAAUGAUUUAGCGGUGGAGAUUUGCGAUGUAAAUUCGGAAAAGAAGUCCGGUCGUCGGGGUCGUCGGGCUAGUCGUGACAUGGUGUGGCAGCCUCAUCUGGGAAGCAUCACAGAGGACUAACAGCUUUUUCCCUGAUGCCGGAAUCUUGUAUUUGCAGUGGAGGCCAUGGUUUAAAUUCAUUUUGUGGGGUUCUUU